GUGGUAGUGGGGGAAAGGACAGAGAAGGCAUUCACUUAGCUCCAGGAACAUGUGAGUGUGUGCAUGCGUGCAUGUGUGUGUGUGUGUGUGUGUGUGUGUGUGUGUAAGCAGCAAGAAUGCCAUCCUGUCUCCUUCUUCAGAGGCAGGCCCUGGGGAUGGACUCUGCUUCUUCCCUUGGCAAAGGUGGGGUGCUGAUGGUGAACCUCUUGCUCAAAUCUCUCGGGUCCAGAGUCCCUGACCCCGGUCCUCGCGUGGCUCCUCUUCACUCUGCCUGGGCCAGGAUGGUCUCAUGCAUCAGGAGGUGGGAGGGCCUUUCACCCUAUAAAGGCUGGUGGUUGCCCUGCUCCCACUUCGGGCUGCCAAGGACUGCUCAGGCUCUGGCAGCAGCUGGACGCUGGCCCUGGCUGGCCCUAGUAGUUGAGUAAGAGUGCGGCCAGCCCUCAGCAGACAGACAGGCUCCUUUCUGUUGGUGGCCCUGCCCGCCGGGCGAUUGGUGGGAUGGUUUGCCUGUCAUGGGGUCCGGGGAGCAGUUUAACCCCAUUAGGAAUAUUUUUUAGGCAGCAUUCCCUAGUGGGGUCAGCUCCUGGUACUGGAAUACUCCUUAACCCCUGAGUGCCAGCAAGGGGGUGGGAGGUGAGUGCUGAGAGAAAGCUGAGGUCAGCCUUCUUUGAACCUCCACGUGGUAUUUACCAAGAGCAGUCGUGGCCUGAGGCCCAGGCCCCUGGAAUAUAAAGUGCAAAUGUCUGUUCUUUGUGCCCAGACUGGAGCAGGCGACAAUAAUGGCUAGCACGGCGGCAGCACUCACCUGGGUUCUGGCCCUCUUCUCAGCGCUUCCAGCCACCCAGGCCGGGAAAGGCUUCUGGGACUACUUCAGCCAGAGCAGCGGGGACAAAGGCAGGGAGGAGCAGAGCCAACAGCAGAAGCUGGCGUGGGAGCCCACAAGCCUGAAAGGCAACCUUGAGCAAGAUCUCAGCAACCUGAACACGUUCCUGAAAAAGCUAGAGCCUCUAAGUGCACAGGCGCAGGAUUCCCCUUGGCUGCCACUCGAUCGGGAAGGCGUGCGGCAACAGCUGCAAGAAGAGUUGGAAGAGCUGAAGGCACGCCUGGAGCCCUAUAUGGCGGAGGUGCACGAGCUGGUGGGCUCGAACUUAGAGGGGCUGCGGCGGCAGCUGAAGCCCUAUACAUUAGAGCUCAUGGAACAGGUGGCUCUGCACGCACAAGAGCUGCAGGAGCAGUUGCGUGUGGUGGGAGAGGACGCCAAGGCCCAGCUGCUGGGGGGUGUGGACGGCCUAUGGCGGGGACUACAGGGCCAUGUGGUGCACCACACCGGCCGUGUCAAAGCCCUCUUCCACCCUUACGCCGAGCGCUUGCUGAGCGGCAUCGGGCGCCAUGUGCAGGAGCUGCACCGCAGUGUAGCCCCGCAUGCUGCCGCCAGCCCUGCGCGCCUCAACCGCUGCGUACAGGCUCUCUCGCACAAGCUCACGCUCAAAGCCAAGACCUUGCAUGCACGCAUCCAGCAGAACCUGGACCAGCUGCGCGAUGAACUCAGCGCCUUUGUGGGCUUGGAAGGAACCGAGGAGGGAGCCGGACCAGACCCCCAGCUUCUCUCCGAGGAGGUGCGCCAGCGACUGCAGGCUUUCCGCCAAGACACUUUCCUGCAGAUUGCUGACUUCACUCAGGCCAUCGACCAGGAGACGGAGGAAGUUCAGCAGCAGCUGGCGCCGCCCCCGCCAGGCCACAAUGCUUUCGCCCCUGAGUUGCGACAGAUGGACAAUGGCAAGGCCCUGAGCAAGCUACAGGCUCGUCUGGACGACCUGUGGGAAGACAUUACCUACAACCUCCAAGAUCAAGGCCACGGUCACUUGGGAGCACCCUGAGGGUCUUGCUUCUGCAGGCCCAUUCACCAACUCUUAAUCUGGAGAGCUGAGGAUCUGAGCCUCAGUCAGGACACAGCCCCUGGGCGGAGGGUGGAGGGUCCUGUGGGAUAGUUGAGGCCACUAAAGGGGCUGCUGGUAUCUGGUCCUCUACAGCUCUUCCGUGUGGAUGCAUUACACUCAGCAGGCGUUGAGAAGCCAGCUUCCCGUGAUCAUUUAGGAAUCCUUAAGAGUGGCUCCUUUCGGGACAGGAGGGUGUGGGGAGGGGCCUGAGUGCAGCACAGGUGGUUAUCCGCAAACCUGUCAGGUGCUUGAAGCCUGUGCCACCACUAGGGGCGCAUCCUCAAUCAAGCUCAAAGCCCACUGUGGCCACCUGGUGGCCAGUGACGUCGCUGGUCCUAUGUCUUGUCUUACUGGAGCUCUUAGUGGGGCUGCCUUGGGGCGGCUUUUGUGGGGCUAACGAGGAGAAGGAUGGAGGACACUACCUCUGAGGGGGAGCGCAUGGGAGGGUCGUGGGUCUAUCCCUGAUGGCUCUGAUGCCCCUGGGAAUGAAUGACAGGUGCAGUGAUGAAAGUGGGCAGAUCUGCAUUCCCCUACAGACUGUGAACUUAAAUGAGGGACUGAGCUUUCCAAACUGCGCGAGGGGGGGGGGGGGGUCGCAGGACUCCUUAAACCCCUCUGGGGGAGCACCUAGCAUGCCCUCCCCAUCUGCUGACGCCAAGGUUGGUCUGACCUUCUGGCUCGAAUGAAAUAGACACUUAUGAUG
Molecule: messenger RNA, 2640 nt
Organism: Ochotona curzoniae (black-lipped pika)
Lineage: Eukaryota; Metazoa; Chordata; Mammalia; Lagomorpha; Ochotonidae
Gene: APOA5
Product: apolipoprotein A5
Exons: 4
Coding region: 780-1877 (365 amino acids)
Biological process (GO): cholesterol efflux; cholesterol biosynthetic process; very-low-density lipoprotein particle remodeling
Cellular component (GO): extracellular region; blood microparticle; high-density lipoprotein particle
Molecular function (GO): phosphatidylcholine-sterol O-acyltransferase activator activity; cholesterol binding; phospholipid binding
Source: RefSeq, a predicted model, not a curated record